AUGAACGAGGAAAUUAGGAGCAUAUUGAAAAAAAUAUUGGAAAUGCAACUUGAUUGUACUUAAAUGCUAACCACAAUCCUUUUUAAAAAUGAUGAUUCUUACAAAGAUGAAGAAUUACAUAAAGCAAAAAUAGCAUUGGAAGAGCAAAAGAAUUAAAUUGAGUUAGGAGAUAAAAAACAAAAAAAGAAACAACUGAAUCAUGAUAAAGCGGGAGAAAUAGCAAAUAAAAUAAAUUAGGAACAUCAUCAAUGUGUAAUCUUGGAUAUUAAUUCUCAUUUAAAAUUAACUCCAUAAGAGUGUUAUUAAAAGCUUAAUUACAUUAUUUAAGAUUUUAGAUAGAGAAAUAAAUUGACAAUAAAACCUCAAAGUUGUGAUUUUGAGUAUAUAAAGAACUAUCAUAGCAAAGGGAAGUUUAAGGAACUUAGAAAUAUGAUAAAGCUCGUAGUAAACAACAUGGAAAAUAAGAAGAUUGUAAUCUCGAAAGCUAACGGAUAAAAGGUUAUUUAAUGCCCUUCAUGUGAUUUUCAAGGAUUCUCUGGAGUUUACUUUCCUCAUAUUCUGAAGAAGCAUUGUUAAAACUAUUAUAUUUUCAGUUGCUUCUUAUGCUACAGAGAUUUUUAAUCAUAUAUCUUAUUAAAAAAGCAUCUUAAAAGAUAUCAUAAAUAAGUUUUAAACAAUAGUUCAGAUAUAGAAAUAAUCAAAGUGUAAUAUGAUGAUAAUGAUAAUGAUUUAAGUAUUAAUAUUUGA
Messenger RNA from Paramecium octaurelia, 747 nucleotides. Lineage: Eukaryota; Ciliophora; Oligohymenophorea; Peniculida; Parameciidae. The record is from the annotation of a GenBank genome assembly.